AUGUUGCAUGUCCGGGGAAACGUCGCCAUCACGGACGACCAGGCAAAAAUACUCCAAAUUGUCGGGCGGGCUGCCUCUGCGCUCUCGGCUCUGGGCGUCGUGACGAUUAUCACGGUGUUUUGUGUCGAGCCGCAUUUUCGAAACCCCAUGCAUCGCCUCAUCUUCAUCAACGCCUUUUACAAUGCCUUUGAUGUCGCCUGCACCAUGAUUUCCGUGAGCGGCCCCGCGGCCGGGAACGCCUCAGCGUUGUGCAAAUUCCAGGCCUUCAUCAACCAAAUGUUUCCACUGGCCGAUGUGCUUUGGACACUCGUCAUGGCGAUUGACGUCUUUCUGAUUGUGUUUCGUCGGUACGAUGGCGAGUCGUUAAAGAGGCUCGAGUGGAAAUACAUGGCGGUCAUUACCUCGGUUACGUUCAUCCCUGCUCUCGCCUUCCUCUUCGUAGAGACGGAGGAGAAAGGCCCUGUUUAUGGCAGCGUAGCUCUUGACGAUUCUCUUCUGUUCCAGGCUAACUGUUGCCUCUCCUUGUCAAGGUCCAUGAUUCUCAUUUCCAUGGUCAUCUAUGUUUUAGUCGGCAUCGAGAUUGUCAAGCGCAAGGGCGCUUUGCAGUCGUUCAACAGCGAUCCUGUUCCGUUGGAAGACAGCAUUGCGUCCACCGCAGACGCUCCGUAUAAGAACUCGGAGAGAAGGGCGACCGAAGAAAAUUUCCCAUCGCGGCAUGGGCACGCCUCUGUGUCACAUUCUGGAGAAGAAUCGCCCAUUCUCCCCCCCAAACCCCGGGUAGCAACCUCCCAUACUGUCGGCACACCUACUCGCCACUUGUCUAUAUCAUUUAGACAAUAUAUCCUCAUGCCAAUAUUCUUCUUUCUUGCGCUUUUGUCAGUCUGGGUGGCUCCUUCGACGAAUCGCGUUGGCGCAUUCGUCAACCCCGACUUUUUAUCCUAUCCGUUGCUGCUCAGUGUUUGUGCAACGGGAUCACUCCGUGGCUUCUGGAACGGAGUUAUUUUCAUCACCUUAGGCAUGAAGUCGCAGAGGAGACGAGGUGACUUGGAGAGACGAGCAACGUACCGGCAAUGA
Messenger RNA from Metarhizium brunneum ARSEF 3297, 1074 nucleotides. The record is from RefSeq and is a predicted model, not a curated record. Lineage: Eukaryota; Fungi; Ascomycota; Sordariomycetes; Hypocreales; Clavicipitaceae.